Molecule: messenger RNA, 3993 nt
Organism: Schizophyllum commune H4-8
Lineage: Eukaryota; Fungi; Basidiomycota; Agaricomycetes; Agaricales; Schizophyllaceae
Exons: 11
Coding region: 1-3993 (1330 amino acids)
Cellular component (GO): plasma membrane
Molecular function (GO): calcium-activated cation channel activity
Source: RefSeq, a predicted model, not a curated record
AUGACGACCCAACAUGUAGACGCGCUCUUCCCGCGGCACACCGGCACCUGGACAGAGUCCUCGAACCUGCACUGGUGGACGACGUCGGGCGGCUCCACCUUCCUGCCCUCGGGGUCGGAGGAGCCUGCGACGUCGACGGACGGGACCUCCACCUCGAGUGCCUAUACCUCAGAUCCCACCGACUCCUCUACGGGCGCGGGCGGCAGCGGCACACUCACGACGUUCACGAGCUCGAUACCUAUAUCCACCAUCACACAAUCUAGCACGACGCUGACGUCCUUCUCUGACUCUGUGGUGUCUUCCUACAUCUCCAACACGAUAUCCCCCUCCUUCACGUCCUCCAGCGGCGCAUCCAACCCUACCGGUCGGUUGAAUUCUGCGAACUCGAUACCCGUGUGUGCGGGGGACGGCUUGGACGCGUCGUCGGACGGUAUUUUGGCUUCCGUAGUGUUUUCUAGUGCGGUGGGCUUGUUGAUCUGGCUCUUGUUCGCGAUCCUCCGUCCACGCUUCCGCCAGGUUUAUGGUUUGAGGGAAUGGUUCCUUUCCCAAGACCUACGACCAAAAUCCCUCGGCUCAGGCUUCUUUGCGUUCCUCCACCCACCAGUCCCCCUUGUCCCGGACGUACCGGCAAACGUCGACGACGCUGGGAAAUCGCUCAAAACAGACGCCGAACUCUUCCCCUCUGACGAGCAACUCUCCCAGCGCGUGAUCUGGAUCAGCUUUCUCAUCGUCCUGGGAUGGUCGAUUCUGGCGCUCGCUGGUUGCCUGCCACUAUACCUCGCUAGCACCCCGUGCCUAGCCGACUACUCACAGGCGCAAUAUGGUGGCGCGUACUCUACGCUGCAGGAUCUCAGUCUCAUGCGGCUCUUGCGCAUGCUGGAUCAGGGGGACGUGAGCAUCAAGAACCUUCUCGUUACGCGAGCGGACGACUCCGACGAUCGGUACAACGUUCGACCCAGGAUCAUCGUGCUCACGGUCCUUGUUAUCGUGCUUGCACUCCUCCCUGCCCUGUGGAAGAUCAUCAAGGAGUUCAACGCGCUCGUGGCCUACCGGCAACGAUGGCUGAAUGUCAAAUGCGACAACGAAGAGCUUGCUUGGCUAAGCGUACGCGACGCACCUGGCUUCAUCGGCUGGGGAGAGAAGCAGAUCAAGGACUUCAUCAUCAAGUGUGGCCUCAGCUCUACACUGGAUCGUCGCUCGGGACGACACCAGUCAGAAAAGCGCCGGUGGGAUGCUGAUGCAGAGAAUACCAACAUGGAGGUCGACAUCAAGAGCCUCUUCUCGAUAGUGGACACGCACCAAUUGGCCCUCUUGAUUGAGGAGCGCGAUGAGAUCCUCGAGAACCUAGAGAUCGCUGAGACGCGGUAUAUCAAGUCGUUCAGGAUAUCGACGCCGGAUCCAUCAAUUGUGGACUUGCAGCCGCAGCCACCUGAGCCAGAAGGUCGUCCGUACAUCUCUCGGCCGUUGCCGCUCAGGGGAAGCCAACGAUAUCGAGGCGCUCGUCGGCGGACCACGUCCAACAAGGCUCUCGCAUCUUCCUCUCUUGCGCCGACGUCUUUCGUCGCUCCAUCCCAGUACUACCGCCUUCGGAAACUAUCUGGCAUCAGCGGUGGCCGCUUCACCGAUUCGCCUGAAGGUCGCCGGUCAUUCAGCGAUGCUGUUCACUCUCGCGUCAUUGGGAGCCAGUUCCACGAAAUCCAACCUCAUUCGCCUGACUACCAUGCCCUGCCACUCGGCUCCCAUGUCGGGGUCGACUGCAACACGGGCGAGCUGGGCCCUCUGUCAAGCAGCUCGUACGACGAUAUACCCGACCCACGAUACUUCGGCCCCAACCACUCCAUGGAGGAGUUCGGUCAGCUGCGCGGAUCUCAGGAUUACGACCCCGACGAGCGGCUCGACGACAUCGCUGAGCUCCAGGAGUGGGUCGACCUGGAAAGGGAGCGACCAGGCGAAUACGAGAGCAGCAUGAACGGGGCCACUGAGCGUGGUCAGACGCCGCGGUUCUCUGGCACGUCGUCCCGCUUCCCUCGCCGUGCGCGUCCGCGGCCUCCUCGCCAGGAAGAAACCCCUUCACCAGCCCGCCGCGAGACCUUCCCCCUCCGCAGCCGCAGCGUCUCCGACCCCGAGGCCGUCAUGCCGCCCCACCUCCGCCUGCAGCCCUCCCAGCCCUUCGUCCGGCCCCUCGAAGGCGUCGACUACGAGGGCCUUGGCGAGGUGUACAACGAGAUCAAGCGCUACCGCUCGCAGCUCAAGGCGAUCAACACCGAGAUCGCGGAGGCGCAGACGUCGUGCUACAACGACAUCGCGGAGGGCGUGCGCAUCAAGGGUUGGCUAAUCGUGGGGAAGGGGCUGAGGUUCAUUCCGGGGAUGCAGCAGAUUGAGGGGCGCGCGAAGGAGGAUGUGAGGUGGGAUAUUUUGCAGGAUGAGCGGUCGACGCUGGACACGAUAGUGCUGUGGGUGGUGGUAACGAUGAUGGCGGUGACCUUGGCUGUUGCGCCAGGUAUUGCUACCGUGCUUACUCCGGCUAUUGCCGCUAUCGCGUUCAUCUCCUUUGCGCUAUGGGCCAUGCACUACGCCGCGAAAGUCCAGGGCUCCGUCUCAAUAUCCGGCGGCCAACUACUGACCUUCAAGAUCACCUUCUUCGCCUUGACCGUGGUCGCCGGUCUCUUCCUCAUCACAGUCGGCGCGCUCAUCUUCGCAUUGCAUGCGUUCAGCGAAGGCUCGGGCGUGGCGUCGUCCGUCGCCAACGGCUCAAUCUACAUCAUGGUGCUCUGCUUGGCACUCAUCAUCAACCUUGCUAUCAUUAUACCCGGCCUGCUCUUGCUACAGCCUACUAGACUCUGGCGUGUCCUUCGCGCGGAAAAGCAGGCGGUGACGCCCCGCCAGCGAUUCCGAGCUGUUUACCCUCGUACUUACAACCCUUCAUUCGCGACUGGCGCAUGUGUAUUGGCUAUUGUAUUUGCUUCUACUUUCUCCCUAAUCUUCCCACUUAUUGCGCCGGCUGUUACCCUCUUGCUUUUGCUGACUCUUGUCGCGCACCGCUUUCUUGUCGGCUACGUAUACGGUCGGACGCAUUCACAAACGGGCGGCUUGCUCCAGAUCUGGCUCCUACGCCGGUUCGGGACUGUUGUCGCCUUCCAGCCCAUUCUCCUCGGUCUCAUUUACCUCAGCCGGGAGCUAUGGAUCGAAGGCGGUAUCCUUUGCGGUGUCGGCGGAGCAGUCAUCCUCUUCAUGGAGGGCUAUGCAUCCUGGAAAACACGUCUUCCGGGGCGCAAGUCUCUCAGCCAUGUCACGCAAGACUCGCUCGACCGGUUCGUCGAGAUCGCUCGGCCGAAGGGCCGCCGCAACGUCGACGAGGAAAGCACGAGCCUGGUUAGCGGUAGCCGGCUCGGCCAGCGCACCCGUGGCUCGCUGGCAUCUGUUCUCGAGAUGAUGAGCUUGACGCUCGCGGUGAUGCCCUCGUCGGCGGAAGUACGCGGGCCGGUCCCACUGAAGACGGAGACACUGGACGACCUGACGGCGACGGAGCGCGCGGCACGCACCCACCCGGACGCGCCGCCGCAUCUGCCGCCCCUGCCGUUCGCUGACCACGCCGAGGAGAUGGCGGGCAUCCUGUAUCCCCCCGAGCUUAUUGCGCCUCCGCCGAUUAUAUGGCUCCCGAACGACGCGGCGGGCGUUGCGCGCUCGGAGGCGGUCGACCUGCAGAAGUACCACGACCUGCGCGUGACGCUCGACGUACCUACCGGCUUGGAUGUAUUGUGGUGUGUAUACGGACUGGCGAGCUGCAGGACUUCCGAAUAUGGCAGGUUUACGAUGGACAAUGGGCAUGUGAGCGGUGCUCCUCGUGCGCAUGCGACGGCGUCCGCCAUUAUCGAUGCGAAUGUGGAGCAGGGGUUACGCGCUGGAUGCCUCCGCUGGCGUACCGCCGGACGGUGGCAUUUGAGCGAACUGUGGAAGGCGGGCGACAUCUCGCGCUCUUCCUGCGCGCACUAA